Molecule: messenger RNA, 894 nt
Organism: Sardina pilchardus (European sardine)
Lineage: Eukaryota; Metazoa; Chordata; Actinopteri; Clupeiformes; Clupeidae
Gene: atp6v1f
Product: ATPase H+ transporting V1 subunit F
Exons: 2
Coding region: 87-446 (119 amino acids)
Biological process (GO): proton transmembrane transport
Cellular component (GO): membrane; proton-transporting V-type ATPase, V1 domain
Molecular function (GO): proton-transporting ATPase activity, rotational mechanism
Source: RefSeq, a predicted model, not a curated record
AGAACACAUGAUUCAUUCAGGAACAAGACACGACUCCUGCUAAAGCUUCAGAAAAUAUUCUACAUAGAAAUCUUAUUAGAAGGAUUAUGGCUGGUCGAGGAAAAUUAAUCGCUGUUAUUGGCGACGAAGAUACAUGUACUGGGUUUCUACUCGGUGGCAUUGGUGAACUUAACAAAAAUCGAAAGCCUAAUUUCUUGGUUGUCGAGAAGGACACCAGUAUCACUGAGAUUGAGGAGACGUUCAAGAGUUUCCUUGCUCGGAAUGACAUUGGAAUCAUCCUCAUCAACCAGUUUGUUGCCGAGAUGAUUCGUCACGCCAUAGAUGCCCACAUGGAAUCCAUCCCAGCUGUCCUGGAAAUACCCUCUAAAGAGCAUCCUUAUGAUGCUUCCAAGGAUUCCAUCCUGCGUAGAGCCAAGGGAAUGUUCUCUGCUGAGGACUUCCGAUAAAUAAGAAUAUGGCAUGGACAGAGGUAGAAAGAAGACAGCCAGAAUCCAUGAGCUUGCUAUAGUGAAGUGUAUUAUAAGUGUCACUGACUGUGUUCCCGAUGUAUUUAAUUGUUUUUUCUCUUUAUUUGUCACAACUUUACUCUAUCCAAGAAGAAAGUCAAGUCUGUUGUAAUUUUAGGAAUCCAUUGUUUCCCCAUACAUAUGACACUGAUAAGAAGGCGGGCCUAUGUUUACUUUGUACACCAUCAUUUGUGGUACUAAUCAAAAUGGAAGUUGUCAGUUUUGUGUUUGUCGUCUUCAGAAUGCUGUUGGUCAUGUUGCUGUGGCAUAGUGAACCCUCUUGUUUUCAUCCAUGUCUUGUCAUUUGGGUUGUUUCGUAUGUGUAGUGAAUUUAAUUUGUCAUGUGCAGUGAGUUUAAUUCAUGUAUAAAACCAUAUGUUCCCUUGUA